AUGCUUAGGUCCAAGGGUAUACGCGAUGAUAUAAGAGCCCACAUCCGGCGUCGACUUUACUUGUUUCCAGCAAUAAUUGCGAAUUAUGUAGCACCCACACCAGAAGCAGGUGUUGAGGAUGUUCUUUAUCAAUUGCUCGCAGGUAGACUUGAGGAGUUCAUUGAUCUACACACGCGAGGUCUACUUUUGCAGGCACUACCAACCCAGCCUCCAACCCAGGCACCGGCUCAGCCUCAAUAUCAGCCGUUACGUCAGUUCCAGGUACAGCGCCCAGUCGGCACUGAACUGAUGGGCCGGCUCCAACCCGAGCAUGCGCUUCGAAACAACCCAUUUGGUGAAUACCAGGCACAGGUUCCAGCCCAGCCGCAAGCCCAGGACCAGCCUCAACUCCAGAACAAGCCAUAUGGAUACACUACUUUCCUAGCACAUCUUUCACGCCAGUCUGAGGCCCAGACCCAGCCUCAACCCCAGCUGCAGCCUCUGCCCCAUCCGCAGUAUCAACCCACACGGCAGUCACCCAAGCGACAAAGGAGCCCAAGUCCAGCGACCGGUUCAAAGCGACCUAGAACAGAUAAAACAGAUGACGCUCCUUUACCCGUUAAGACUAAAGCUCCGGCCAGCGCAGUUGACCCAGACAUAGAUCCCGCCUUGGAAGACUAUGUAAGCCCGCUUGCUACUAACGAGCAACAGACACAACAACAGCCGCAAAAACAGACCGAAGAAGAAGAGGACUUCGAAACAUCGCCCCAAGAGCAGGCAUACUUAAGGCAGUUGCUUGAAUCUCAGAAAGUCCAGCAGGUGGCGGAAGAGCAACCCGAAACCCCUACUACUGCGCAAUCGACGCAAGACCUAACCCCACAAGAAGAGAAAUUGGGAAUGUCAAACCAAAAUAUGAUGCUUUUACAGCAGUCCAACGCCAUUGAUGACCAACAAAUGGAAGUAGGGCCAGUUACCACUUGGACUAAUGUGCAACAGACACAAGGGCAGGUCGGGCAGCAAGCUGAGCCGAGAUUGUCAUCUCAAGAAGUGACAUCUUUAGAGCAAUUCAACACCUCUACUAAUUAUCAGCAGAGCGAAGAACAGAUAGACGAGCCAGCGGAUACGCAGAUGGAGGAUCCAAUAGACGAGACGAUGGAUGAGCCUAUGGACCAACACAUAGAAGAAUUGACCGAAGAACAGAUGCAAGAAGCAGCGUAUGAAGAGGUAUUCAACGCCCUGAUGAAUGUGGACGAGAUGGAAGAAUAG
Penicillium canescens is the source of this 1245-nucleotide messenger RNA. RefSeq lists its product as uncharacterized. NCBI's taxonomy places the organism in Eukaryota, Fungi, Ascomycota, Eurotiomycetes, Eurotiales, Aspergillaceae. The record is from RefSeq and is a predicted model, not a curated record. The coding region runs from base 1 to 1245 and encodes 414 amino acids. The transcript has a single exon.